Messenger RNA from Acanthisitta chloris (rifleman), 1433 nucleotides. Its product is annotated as endothelin B receptor. Gene Ontology annotation, cellular component: membrane. The record is from RefSeq and is a predicted model, not a curated record. Gene Ontology annotation, molecular function: endothelin receptor activity. Lineage: Eukaryota; Metazoa; Chordata; Aves; Passeriformes; Acanthisittidae. The transcript is spliced from 6 exons. Gene Ontology annotation, biological process: G protein-coupled receptor signaling pathway; enteric nervous system development; regulation of blood pressure. The annotation marks the transcript as partial.
AUUGUCGUUUUCUUUUCACAGCUGCUUGCAGAGGACUGGCCUUUCGGUGUUGAAGUGUGCAAAUUAGUACCCUUCAUUCAAAAGGCAUCAGUGGGCAUCACAGUGUUGAGUUUGUGUGCCCUCAGUAUAGAUAGGUACCGAGCAGUUGCCUCAUGGAGUCGCAUUAAAGGAAUCGGUGUGCCCAAGUGGACUGCUGUUGAAAUUGUACUGAUCUGGGUUAUAUCAGUGAUACUGGCUGUUCCAGAAGCUAUUGCAUUUGACAUGAUUACGAUGGAGUACAGAGGAAAGGAUCUCAGAAUCUGCUUGCUUCACCCCACACAGAAAACAUCCUUUAUGAGGUUUUACAAGCAAGCUAAAGACUGGUGGCUGUUCAGCUUUUACUUCUGUUUGCCACUGGCUAUCACAGCAUUUUUCUAUACUCUCAUGACUUGUGAGAUGUUACGAAAAAAAAGUGGGAUGCAAAUUGCUUUAAAUGACCACUUAAAACAGAGACGUGAGGUGGCCAAAACUGUGUUCUGUCUGGUACUUGUUUUUGCCUUGUGUUGGCUCCCACUUCAUGUAAGCAGAAUAUUGAAGCUCACUAUUUAUGAUCAGAAGGACCCCAACAGAUGUCAACUUUUAAGCUUUUUCCUUGUGAUGGACUACAUCGGUAUUAACAUGGCUUCACUGAAUUCCUGCAUCAAUCCCAUAGCUCUGUAUCUGGUGAGCAAAAGAUUCCAAAACUGCUUUAAGUCAUGCUUGUGUUGCUGGUGCCAAUCCAAAGAUCUGUUGUCCCUGGAGGAAAGGCAGUCCUGUUUAAAGUUCAAAGCUAAUGAUCACGGAUAUGAUAAUUUCCGCUCCAGUAACAAGUACAGCUCUUCAUAAAACUAGCAUGAAAGGUAUAUUCUCUUACAUUAAUGCUGGUGCCUUUUUAAAGAAAAGUGGCAGUUGCUUUUAACACAAUGGUAACGUUAAGAAAAAUCUAGUCUUGUGUUUGCACAGAAAAAGAACAUAAACCAAAAUCGCCCCAAAACUGUGUCACUUUGAAAAUCAUGGACAUUUAUAAAAUCAUCGUUUAUGGAAAUGAAGAAAAGCGUAGAAAGAAGAACUCAUUGUUAGCACUUGAAUACUUCUGAGUCAGCACUUCCAAAUGAUCCUCACUUCCUGUGCAUUAAAUGAUCAUUUGUAUUCUCUAUAACAGUUGUAGGAACUGAAGUCACAGUAAUUACUUAGCAGUAUAAUAUAAUGUUAAUUGGAUGAAAGCCAUUAUUAUAUAUAACUCAAUGUAUUAUCUUUUAUAAAGCAGAUUAACCACCAUCACUAUUGUGAGUUUUUUUUUAAUAAAGCAUGAAAUACUUUGUAAUGGAAGUUUAAAUGUAAAAUAAAGUUGAAUUUUUAUCAGGGAUAUUAUAGAGGUAGCUAAUGAAAAUAUUAAAGGAUGCAACAAAAUCAAA